Molecule: messenger RNA, 2877 nt
Organism: Austrofundulus limnaeus
Lineage: Eukaryota; Metazoa; Chordata; Actinopteri; Cyprinodontiformes; Rivulidae
Gene: alg12
Product: ALG12 alpha-1,6-mannosyltransferase
Exons: 9
Coding region: 499-1977 (492 amino acids)
Biological process (GO): protein N-linked glycosylation
Cellular component (GO): endoplasmic reticulum membrane
Molecular function (GO): alpha-1,6-mannosyltransferase activity
Source: RefSeq, a predicted model, not a curated record
GUCCAAAUUCAAACACACUUUCAUGUCAGGAAUCACGCUUCCCUCUCUCAGCAAGCGAGUUUUCGGCUAAUUUCUAACGAGAUACAGAUGAAUGAAACAUCUAAACGAGUCGCUGUUAACAUUAAAUGAAAGAAAGCGUUAUCUAUGCAAAGCACAGCAAAGUUUUAUUUACAUGCCGGCGACAGAWAAAGGAUGCGAUUGUAGUUUUCCGCGUCAGCCUUUGAGUCGGGAUUGUGGCUUGCACUGAUUGGAUAGUUAGCCUGUCAAUCAUUUGAACUACAAAUCAGAAGCCGCCACGCGCGGGACAUGCAAUCGACCCGGACGUGGAAAUCUCAAAAAUACAUUUUGUAAUACUUAUUUUUUUAUAUUUCUAGUAAAUAUAAACGUACCUGAACAUUAUUAGAAUGUUUUUUUAAUAUUUAAAAUGAUAGUAAAUCAGCGGUUGUGAAGACCUAUUCGCGUCCGGUGUUGACCGGAAGUGAUCGGAAAAGAACUGUCAUGGCUGAAAAGAGGAGAACUGUGAGGCUGCUACUGCUGCUUCUUUUAAUUUUUGUCGCUGYUUUGCACCUAUUAAUUUGCCCGUUUACGAAAGUUGAAGAAAGCUUCAAUUUACAAGCAGCACACGACAUUUUGUAUCACAGACUUGACUUUGACAAGUACGACCAUCAUGAAUUCCCCGGUGUUGUUCCUCGGACUUUCCUCGGCCCGUUGUUCCUCUCCACUCUCAGCUCUCCUGUUGUUUUCGUGUCAUAUCUGCUGGGUGCACCUAAAUUCUACACUCAGAUAAUAGUCCGAGCGUCUCUGGGGUUGUGUGUCAUGGCUGCUCUGUGGCACAUGCAGAAAGAGGUGAGGAGGCAGUUUGGCUCCACGGUCGCAGCUCUUUUCUGCCUGAUGUGUGCCUCCCAGUUUCACCUGAUGUUCUACAGCACGAGGACGCUCCCUAACAUCUUUGCGCUCCCUAUCGUKCUCGUGGCGUUCACAUCCUGGAUGGCGCAGAAAUACGCUCGCUUCGUCGGCCUCUCUGCUUUGGCGAUCAUCGUGUUCCGGUCUGAGCUCUGCAUCUUCCUGGGCCUCAUGUUGCUGAGGUCACUGCAGAGCAGGAAGCUGGGGCUGAUGAGGCUCAUGUACUAYGCUGCUCCGGCUGGAGUCCUGUCCUUGGCUCUGACGGUGACUGUCGACUCGUUCUUUUGGGGGAAGGUUUUGUGGCCUGAGGGACAGGUGCUGUGGUACAACACUGUUCUCAAUAAGAGUUCCAAUUGGGGGACUUCUCCCUUUUUAUGGUACUUUUACUCUGCGGUACCUCGCGCCCUGGGCUGCACGCUGCUCUUUGUGCCGCUCGGCCUCCUUGACAGGCGGAUCAGGCCGCUGCUGCUCCCCGCGGUGGGCUUCGUUCUCGUGUAUUCGCUGCUGCCCCACAAGGAGCUGCGCUUCAUCAUUUACACCAUCCCCGUGUUCAACUUGGCUGCAGCGCGCGGCUGCUCCUUCAUUUUGUGCAACUAUCAGAAAUCGUGGCUGUACAAACUGGGCUCUGCAGUGGUGUUUGGCCAGCUGUUGAUCAACGCAGUGUACUCCCUCGGUUGUCUMCACGUUUCCUACAACAACUACCCUGGAGCCAGAGGAUUGGAAAAACUACACGAGCUUCUGCCACCCACAGCAGAUGUCUUUGUUCACAUCGACACGUACGCAGCUGAAACAGGAGUGUCCCGCUUCCUGGAGCACAACAAAAACUGGAGAUACGACAAACGAGAAGAUUUAAGCGUCUCGAGCCCCGAGCUCAGAAUGUACUCGCACUUGUUGAUGGAGGCCAACGCCACCAGGAUCCAGCAGCUCCAGGACUCCCAUCGGCCCAUGAUUUUCAUAGAGGGUUACAAAACCAUGGCCUUCAAUGUGGCUCACUUCCCUCCUGUCAGCGUGAAGCUAGAGAGGAAAACUGUUCUGAUGGAGAGGAGAACGGACCGGCUAGAAGGGAAACUAUAACAGRAAUUUUCCGGAAUAAAAGGUUGAUUUCUCAGGUGACCAAAUGUGACAAUCUCAUCUUAAAUUAAAAACAUUUUCAUGCCACAAAAAGGACUGCAAAACCUUAUCUAAAAUGUUACCCAAAUAGAUGAGUGCAUUGUUUACAUCAUUUGUAUUUUUUGCAAAAUGAAUAAAGAAAUAGAAGUUUCUGAGCAAAAGCAAAGGAUUUAAAAACGUAUAUAUACACAGCUCCGCCUUUUUGUAUUAAUAUUAAUAAUAAACAAUAUUUUAGAUGCAAAUCUUUAUUUACAAACGACCACAAAAAAUUGCAUUUCUCCAGUCUCAAUGCUAAAACAUUUAUCAAAUUAAGCUCAGAAAUCCUUUCAUAUAAAAAUGUACAGUACAUUGUGUUGAUCAAUAAUAAACCCAUAAUUUAAAACCCCCAACAUAAAAUUGUGCUUAAGAGACAAACUGUAAAUACCAAAAAAAAAAAUCCCCUUUUAUUCUGAAAAUACAGCAAUAUUAUAAAUGAUCUUAUUUAAAACAUAUCAGCAAUUUAAAAAAAAAUGAAACGACAGUACCAUCAGCCUCAAAUUCACACACAAAGUAAUUAAAUAGCAUUAACUUAAAAUAUUGUUCAGUCACAGCAUUCAAUUUUGGGCAAUGUUUUCAUUCAGGAAAAAAAAUUAAUCAGAAUCCUGACAUUCUGCACAAUUUCAAAGCUAUUUACAGCAUUUUUUUGACCUGAAGUAGUUUUGGAUAAGGCACAAGGAGAGAACAGACAAAAUGACAACAAAAAACCAUUAACCACAUAUGAUCACCAACCCCUACAGCUAGAUAAACCCUCCCUYCCUGAUACGCUUCUUACUGACACCUUCACAACAGAACCAAAGUGUUCAACAGUAGUACAACGAGCAAUAA